This is a messenger RNA of Cyclocybe aegerita, 783 nucleotides long. The record is from the annotation of a GenBank genome assembly. Lineage: Eukaryota; Fungi; Basidiomycota; Agaricomycetes; Agaricales; Hemipholiotaceae.
AUGCUCCCCUUGGUGACACGUUUGAGCGAACAGCCCCCUUUUCCUCAGCCCACCACCACCGUCGUCGUCCCCGUUGCCGAAGGCCCUUCCUCGUCGUCGACGAUGAUGCUCGUGCAACUCCCGGCAAUGGACACCGUCCCUGGCCUCGACAGCCUCCCGGUCCUGACCUUGCCCUCGCGCCUCCACGCCCUGGCAACACCGAGCAUAUGGCUGACCCUAUUGGUCACCCUGGUCAUUCUCUCCAGCGUCCGCGCGGCCCUCCUUUUCCUUCGUAGACCUUCGCCAGCCGUACGAAAGGGUGGUGUGUCCUUCAUACCCGGCGUGGGAGUCGUUCAGGUUCAGCAGUUGGAUUCCAAGGCCCCGAUAACGACGACAGCAAGUUCAAGUGCGACCUCAACAGUGCCAAGUUCUGGUUCAAGCACGACGGAGAAACAGCAGGAGGAGAAGAAGACUGUGUCGUGGUAUUGGGGGCUUGUCAAGUGGGACAGCCUCCCUCUGCCUUCGUUCCCACGCGCACGGACGGGGGCGCCUUCAUCUCCAUCCAUGUCGGAGGCGGGACGUGGGCGCUGGGGUUCUCCCCAGCAGUACCAGCACAUUUCGCAAGGCAGACGUCCAGGGCCUGCCUUUGAGACUCCCCUACCUGCGCUGUAUCAGAGCGAAGUGCCCGUAUCAAUGGCGAAAAUGAUCAUGUCACGGCAUACCUUCCGCAGACCAACGUCCAGGCCACCACCUGUACGCAGCACGAACGCGCCUCAGUAUCAGAAGCGGCCGUCGAUGGUCUAA